CUGAUUGGUCGACGGGGGGGGGGGGGGGGUGGUUGGCGGGCACGCAUCUCGCCGUUCUCCGCCAGCGUUGGCGAUCGACCGCCGGGUUUCUCGCUCGGCAAUUUCACGACGCCCGCAGCGAUGUCCCUCAAGCAGUGCAUGGACGAGUGGGGCGAGCUGGAGACGGAGUACAAGACGUUACAGGAGACGCACAAGUUGUAUAAGCACAAACUGGACGAGGUCACGAGGCUGCAAUCGAGUUGCUGCGAAUCCAUCGACAAGCAGAAGCGAGGCAUGAAGGACCUCCUGCAGUCCCUCAAACACUGUAAACCGCCCAAGUUCCCCGAGGAGAGGGAGGUGGUGGAGAAGGUGGAAGCGGCGAUUGAGGAACGGCAGGCGAUUUUCUUUGACAUGGAAGCCUUCCUGCCGAAAAAGAAUGGGUUGUACUUGAACUUGGUGCUGGGAAACGUGAACGUGACGUUACUGAGUAAACAGGCCAAAUUUGCUUACAAGGACGAGUACGAGAAGUUCAAGCUGUAUCUCACGACACUCCUCAUCCUCGCAUCCUUCACCUGUCGAUUCCUGGUCAACUACAGGGUGACGGACGAGAUUUUGAACUUUCUGCUCGUGUGGUACUACUGCACGCUCACCAUCCGGGAGAGCGUUCUCAUCAGCAAUGGCUCUCGGAUUAAAGGCUGGUGGGUGGCGCACCACUACGUGUCUGCUUUCCUCUCGGGAACGAUGCUCACCUGGCCGAAUGGGCUGAUGUACCAGAUGUUCAGAAACCAGUUUCUCGCCUUCACCAUGUACCAGAACUUCCUCCAGUUCCUGCAGUAUUACUACCAGAGCGGCUGUCUGUACCGGCUGCGUGCGCUGGGGCAGAGGCACAACAUGGAUCUGACCGUUGAGGGGUUCCAGUCGUGGAUGUGGCGUGGACUCACGUUCCUGCUUCCGUUCCUCUUCUUUGGCCACUUGUGGCAGCUGUACAACUCCAUCACGCUGUUCAAGCUGGCUCAGCACAAGGAGUGCAAGGAGUGGCAGGUGUUCGUGCUGGCGCUCACUUUCCUUGUGCUCUUCGGUGGGAACCUCCUCACCACGCUGCGGGUGAUCCAGCAGAAGGUGCAGAGCGUACACGAGGGCACGGGCGACAAGGACAAGAGCGCCUGAGAAACCGCGACGCCUGCGGGGAAAAACCGCGGGCGCGCAGCGACCCCCGACAAACCCAGAGCCGUCCGUGUUACGAAGAAACGUUCAUCCAUUUUUAUAUCGACCUGCGUCCGCCCCGACAACAGCGAGAGUGCUGACUCUACGUUUUAAAACUCGCCUAAUUUUACUUUUCAGCGUCUACGACGGCGCGCCUCGGCGUCGAUUUGCGCGCACACGCGCACAAGGGCGCGGUCCGAGGGUUACCCGCGUCCCUGCAGCGCCGUUCGCACCUCCGCUGGGAUGACGGAUGGCGCCCGGAGGUGCCGGGGGAGGUUUCGUCGAGAGAGAGAGAGCCGAUUGCGAUUCGCCCGAGGUUAUUUUUCUGCCGAUUACCGUGCAUGCGCCGUACAGCUUGCCACAGCGGCCGCCGGCCUUGGGCUACUCCGCGGGGCGUUGGGCCGCACCUCCGCCCUGCAUCGCUUGCAGCGUUCGCUUCAAAGUCUUGACGAGUUCCGUGACGAUGGAGGCAGAGUUACUGGCGUUCCCGUGUGGGGGCCAAGCAGGGAUUACAUAAACGAAAUGUCACCUCCGUGGAUUUGAAAUCUCCCAGAGGCCAGCUCUCACCCCCUUGCCAUCUUGUGCGGUGGAGGGGGCGGUUCACUCGUGGGGAGGGGGGGGGGCGGUUGCCGGUUGGGAUGCCCCACAUGGUGUAACCACGGUGUCAUGUUUAAGAAAUGUAACCGGCAAUUGUGCAAAGUAGUAUUGUAAUAAUUUAUUAUUAAAACUACAACAGUAUUUCACGUCAUUUUCGCUGCUUAAUCCACGCGGCUCGUGUCUCAGAUUUAGCUUUUUGUUGUUGUUGCUUUUUCCCCUUUCCCCCCGGUAAAUACAACUUUACGGUUCUUGUUAAAAAUGAAAAAAAUUAAAUAGCAUAACAAUUUU
This is a messenger RNA of Petromyzon marinus (sea lamprey), 2067 nucleotides long. Its product is annotated as transmembrane protein 120B-like. Gene Ontology annotation, molecular function: store-operated calcium channel activity. Gene Ontology annotation, cellular component: membrane. Gene Ontology annotation, biological process: store-operated calcium entry; fat cell differentiation. The record is from RefSeq and is a predicted model, not a curated record. NCBI's taxonomy places the organism in Eukaryota, Metazoa, Chordata, Hyperoartia, Petromyzontiformes, Petromyzontidae.